Molecule: messenger RNA, 2173 nt
Organism: Malania oleifera
Lineage: Eukaryota; Viridiplantae; Streptophyta; Magnoliopsida; Santalales; Ximeniaceae
Product: asparagine--tRNA ligase, chloroplastic/mitochondrial
Exons: 15
Coding region: 168-1925 (585 amino acids)
Biological process (GO): asparaginyl-tRNA aminoacylation
Cellular component (GO): mitochondrion
Molecular function (GO): nucleic acid binding; asparagine-tRNA ligase activity; ATP binding
Source: RefSeq, a predicted model, not a curated record
AAUUUUUAAUAAUGAAAAAAAGAAGAAGAAGAAGAAAGAGCAUGUAAGCAAUAAUAGGCGGAACAGCGCGCUGGGUUCCGCCGUGGACGCUAGCCUAUCUUCACUGAGUUGUUGAACGGAUACAACACCGGUGACGUCUGCGGAGACUGUUGUCGGCAGAGAGAGCAAUGGGUGUCGUUUUAGCUCCGGCCAAUUCGUGCCGGCUCAACCUGUACUCAAGCUUACGACUCAUCUCCUUCUACAGCACAAACGCUUUUGAAACCGCCAGAAUGACAAACAAAAUCCCUCGUUCCCUCUCCCUUCUUCGCCAUCACUCUCUGCCCUACCCAUUUUCCGGUGGCUCUCCGGUCACCUGCGUGCCUUGCACGAGGUGUUGCUGCUCUGUAAUCGCCGCUGCUUUAUCCCCCGGCGAGGCCGCGGAGAAGGUGAAGCUGGAGGAUGGCCGAAAGCCAAGUUUGGAAACUCGUGAGAAAGUGGGGAAGUUCAAAAGGAGGUUGAGGAUUGUUGAUAUAAAGGGAGGACCAGAUGAGGGCUUGGACCGGUUAGGGCAGACGCUGGUUGUGAGGGGUUGGGUUCGGACUCUUCGAGUACAAAGCAGCGUUACAUUCAUCGAGGUUAAUGACGGGUCGUGCCUUUCAAACAUGCAAUGUGUGAUGAACUCGGAUGCUGAUGGUUAUGACCAGGUGGAAGCUGGCUUUAUCACGACUGGUGCAUCGAUAUGGGUACAAGGAACUUUGGUAACCAGCCAAGGUUCAAAGCAGAAAGUAGAACUGAAGGUCGAGAAAAUUUUGAUAAUUGGUAAGAGUGAUCCUUCAUUUCCUAUCCAAAAGAAAAGGGUCAGCAGGGAGUUUUUGAGAACCAAAGCUCAUCUUCGCCCUCGAACGAACACAUUUGGUGCGGUUGCGAGAGUGAGGAAUGCUUUGGCCUAUGCUACUCACAAGUUUUUCCAAGAAAAUGGGUUUGUUUGGAUUUCAAGUCCUAUAAUUACUGCAUCAGAUUGUGAAGGUGCUGGCGAACAGUUCUGUGUGACUACUUUGAUUCCAAGCUCCCGAGAAGCCACAGAUUCUACAGCUAAGGCCGUUCCAGAAACGAAAGAUGGUUUCAUUGACUGGUCACAGGAUUUUUUUGGUAGACCGGCAUUCUUGACUGUCUCAGGCCAACUCAAUGCUGAAACAUAUGCUACUGCUCUAUCUGAUGUGUAUACAUUUGGUCCGACAUUUCGAGCAGAAAAUUCAAACACUUCUAGACAUUUAGCUGAAUUUUGGAUGAUUGAGCCAGAACUUGCUUUUGCUGAUUUGGAUGAUGACAUGGCCUGUGCAACUGCCUAUCUCCAGUAUGUAGUAAAACACAUUCUCGAAAAUUGCAAGGAAGACAUGGACUUUUUCAAUACUUGGAUAGAGAAAGGGAUUGUCAAUCGAUUGACUAAUGUGGCCGAGAAAGACUUUGUGCAGUUGACCUACACUGAUGCAAUUGAACUUCUUCUUAGAGCAAAUAAGAAUUUUGAAUUCCCGGUGAAGUGGGGAUGUGAUUUGCAGAGUGAGCAUGAACGUUACAUAACUGAACAGGCCUUUGGUGGAUGCCCUGUAAUAAUCAGAGACUAUCCAAAGGAGAUCAAGGCUUUCUAUAUGCGGCAAAAUGAUGAUGAGAAGACUGUGGCUGCCAUGGAUGUGCUGGUUCCCAGGGUUGGCGAGAUUAUUGGUGGAAGCCAAAGAGAAGAACGCCUUGAACAUUUGGAAAUUCGUUUGGAUGACUUGAAGCUUAACAGGGAAAGCUAUUGGUGGUAUCUUGAUCUGCGUCGUUAUGGAUCAGUUCCACACGCUGGCUUUGGUUUGGGUUUUGAGAGGCUUGUGCAAUUUGCAACUGGAAUAGAGAAUAUAAGGGAUGCAAUACCUUUUCCUCGAACACCUGGUUCAGCUGAAUUCUGAAGUCUUCAUCUCAUUCAUGCAUUUUAUUUGGUUCUAAAAUUCUUUAUAAAAUAAUUGCCUUCUCAUCUCAUGCUCCCACUAACUUAAAUGUUUAGCUUCAUUGGUUUACUUUCCAAUUAAUCGAAAGAUAAGAUAGUGUAAAUGGCUGAAAAAUUAUAAUAUUGCUGUAUAUUAAUCUUCAUGCUUGUGUCCAAGAGACAUUUGAACAAAUAUGACUUAAUCUUCAUUCCGGAGAAUUUGAACUCCAA